Vicia villosa (hairy vetch) is the source of this 1325-nucleotide messenger RNA. RefSeq lists its product as uncharacterized. The transcript has 7 exons. Bases 177 to 1184 code for a protein of 335 amino acids. Lineage: Eukaryota; Viridiplantae; Streptophyta; Magnoliopsida; Fabales; Fabaceae. Gene Ontology annotation, cellular component: chloroplast. The record is from RefSeq and is a predicted model, not a curated record.
GAAAGAAAGAAAAAGUUUGAGAUCCUCUAUUUCCGUCAAAUUCAGUUCCUCAAUUUCUUUCCCAAGCAUAUAAACUUUUGAUGAACCAAACCAUUUCUUCCGCAACAAUUCAAUUGAGUUAAAGACUCAAUUUGUCUCAUCAAAGAAAACACAAGACUCAAAUUGAUUCUCCAUCCAUGAAAUUGAAACCACAAAUGAUUUUCUUAAGAAAACAUGUUAGCGCUAUUGUCUUGUCACUGAUCGUGUUCUUGGCAAUCACAUGGAACCUUACCCUAGUUUCAGCCUCCUCAGGAGGUGUCAUGGGAGGUAGUUUCUUCGAUUCAGAUUCUUCCUCUGAAUCAUCAUUCACAAGCGAAUCAGAUAGGGAAUACGUAAACGAACAACAUCAUAGUCAUAGGCAUUAUGUCCCUUCUCAGGAGGCAGAUGGUGAGGUUGCAAGUGGUGGAAGAGGGCCCUUGGUGUUCUUCGUGAUCUUUGCAUUCGGUGUCUUUUUCGUUGGAUUUUGGAAUAAAGAUGCCAAUGGGAAUACAAUUAGUGUGUUCAAGCUUCAGGUUGGAAUGUUGGGUGAGAAAGGAUGCACUAUUCAAAGGGAUCUAACUAGGAUUGCACAAGCUGCUAAUACUUCGUCUAGGGAAGGUGUUAGCUGUUUAUUGAAAGAUACAAUACAAACUUUGGAUCAACAUCAUGGUUACUGUACUGCAGGAUAUUCAUCUGUGGAUCAUAAACGGAGCAAGGUGGACGGAGAAAAAUGCUACAACCAACUAUCAAAUGACGAAAGGGCAAAGUUUGAUGAAGAGACAUUAGUUAACUUGAACAACAAUGAUAACAAUAAGACAAGUAGAAGAAGCCAGAGUUACGAUGAAUACUCCACGUUAGAUUCUGAAGAAACAGAGAAAUUUGAAAAAGAGAAACUUCUCAGUGGGCUGGACAACAAGUACAUAGUGGUAACAGUUUUGGUAGCUGCUAAAGGUGCACAUAAGCUACCUAACAUCAAUGGAGCUGAAGAUUUAAAGGAAGUUUUACAAAAGCUUAAAUCCCUUAUCUCAAGCAAAUAUUUAUUUGCUGGUGAGGUGUUAUGGACUCCACAGGAAGAGGAUGACACCCUUUCAGAUCGAGAACUGCUUAAAGACUACCCUCAGUUGGCCAAGUCUAUGAAUAUCUUUCUUGUUAAGAAACAUGAAUAAAACAAGUGGAUAAUGUUUGUUUAUCCUUUUUGUAUUUUUUCUUUUUCUAACAAUUGGAUUUAUCUUUGUAAGAAAAAGCAGUUGGGUUUAUCUUUGAAGUUUUAAAUGUUUAGAGGCACCGACAGACCAACUUUAUAUUGA